AAUAUGAUUAAACGCAGCACAGGCUUCAACUGGGGUCACGGCGCUGUUAGUUGUACAUAUUGGCAAGGCCCGUUGUUAGUAGGUGUACUCAAGUCUAUGGGCAUUGACGAUGUGAUGAAGGACGACGGGAAAACAUGAUACUGGGUCAACUUCGAAGGGGCCGAUGAACCCAGUGAGGACAAACACGCUACUAGCAUUUCCCUUCACUAUAUAUGGACCCAAACAACGACGUGAUUCUCGCGUACUGGAUGAACGACAUAGCAUCGUCCCCUGACCACGGGGUUCCCGGUGCGGUUAUGAUUCCAGGCUAUGCUGGAGGUCGAUGCGUGAAGUGGUUGCACAAAAUUUGGAUCAGCAAGAAAGAAAUAAGUUCAUAUUAUCAUAUAUGGGAUAACCGUGUCGUCUCUAGCUUCAUAGCUGGAAAGGACGGCAAAUUUGCAGAGACACUCUUCAGCUAUCCGGGCCGCGUUUCACGAGCAGGAUCUCAACUCUGAUAUCGAGAAGCCAUCUUUUGGCGAAAAACUUUCCUUAACAGAAGCCAAGAAGGGUCACAGUUACCGCAUAGCCGGAUAUGCUUAUGAUGGUGAUAGCCAUGAGGUACAUCGAGUCGCGGUCUUUUUGGACGAUGGAAAAACUUGGUUGUAUUGCAUUCGUCAAUUCCCGGCCCGAUCAGAUACGGAAAGAAAUUCUGGACGAGGGUAUACUGGCACGUAAGUAUUGAAGCGACGCACCUGUUGUGCUCGAAAAUAAUUGCCGUACGAUGCUUCAAUGGUGGGUGUCUGCUGGAUCCUGCUGUCUAACUCGUAGAAUUGUAGCUACUGGUGUGCCUUUUUAUCACGAACUUAGCUAAUGAUCUUGGCAGUCUUCAAGAGCACUCAGCCGGAAAGCCAGCCUGUAACG
Messenger RNA from Truncatella angustata, 900 nucleotides. RefSeq lists its product as uncharacterized. The record is from RefSeq and is a predicted model, not a curated record. NCBI's taxonomy places the organism in Eukaryota, Fungi, Ascomycota, Sordariomycetes, Amphisphaeriales, Sporocadaceae. The transcript has a single exon. Gene Ontology annotation, molecular function: oxidoreductase activity. Bases 213 to 494 code for a protein of 93 amino acids.